Messenger RNA from Drosophila rhopaloa, 1162 nucleotides. Its product is annotated as retinaldehyde-binding protein 1. The transcript has 4 exons. The record is from RefSeq and is a predicted model, not a curated record. The coding region runs from base 136 to 1026 and encodes 296 amino acids. Gene Ontology annotation, molecular function: phosphatidylinositol bisphosphate binding. Gene Ontology annotation, cellular component: membrane. Lineage: Eukaryota; Metazoa; Arthropoda; Insecta; Diptera; Drosophilidae.
AGGGUUUCCAAAGGCAAACCGAAUUUCAGUUGACUCGAAUCGCACGAGUCGCGAGGAAGCAAAACUAAAUAACGCUGAAAAACUUUCAAAGAGUGAAAAUCAUUAGACUUCGCCUUAGGCCCCAACAAAUAGAAAAUGGCAACCGACACCACCGAUAUCACUAAUGAGGCCUUUAACUUGCGCCUGGGCUAUAUGAAGCCGGAGACCGUGGAAAUCGCCCGGGUGGAACUGCGGGAAACCGACGAAGUCAAGGCGGAGGCCAUCAUCAAGCUGCGGGAGCUGCUCAAGGCCACGCCCGAGUUGAACUACAAGGACGACGACGCCUUCCUCACAGUCUUCCUUCGCGUCUGCCACUUUUAUCCCGAGGGAGCCUUGGAAAAGAUGAAAACCACAGCAGCCUUCCGAAAGGAUUAUGCCCCUCUGAUCCGAGGACUAUUGGUUGAACAGGUCAAGGAGAAAUUCGUGAAGGGCAGUGUGAUCAAUGUGCUGAGAAAUUGCGAUCAGAAGGGUCGUCGAGUCCUGAUCGUGAACUGUGGCAAGCUUUGGGAUCCCAGCGAGAUUACCAGCGAUGAUAUGUUUAGAAUGCUAUAUAUGGUCCAUCUGGCCGCCCAAUUGGAGGAGGAGACCCAAGUGAGGGGCGUGGUCUGCAUCAUGGACUUCGAAGGACUGUCCAUGAAGCAGGUGAGGGCCCUGUCGCCGAGCUUCUCCAAGCGAUUGCUCACAUUCAUCCAGGAAGCUAUGCCCCUCCGCAUGAAGGAGGUGCAUUUCGUGAAGCAGCCGUUCAUCUUUAACAUGGUCUGGUCGCUAUUUAAGCCAUUCGUCAAGGAGAAGCUGAACAAGAGGAUGCACUUCCACGGCAGUGACAUGAAGUCGCUGCAGAAGUUCCUCGAUCCCUCCAUCCUGCCCGCCAACUACAAGGGCGCUCUGCCCGCCAUCGACUACGGCGGCGUUGAGUGGUUCCCCGCUUUGGAGAAGCAGGCCCAGUACGUGGCCGAUUGGAGCCAGUUGGGCCCCGCCCAGUGGUGAUUGCCCCAUUCCAACUCUCCACGAAACCACCACAUCCUACUGACAUUAGCUUAACUUUAUGCUUGUAAAUACUUGCAACUUGUGUUUGCUUAGUUCGUAACAUUUUGGCAAUAAACUAGUAACAUAAUACUUUAAA